CUCGCACUUGAUAAAUCCGUUCACACAUUUGUACGUGCCGACCACACAUUGUGUAGUGACCUUCCGUGAAGGUGAACUGUGGCUUUACAUCAUUUAGAGUUAUCCGCCCCUGCUCAGCUGACGAAACAACUGGAGGAAGCAAAGCGUCGAGACUAAAAUAGUGUCGGUUGUGUAAGCCGGGUUCAUAUAAUAACGGUGCGUUGCUGGAGUCAGACAUCUAAGGCUGAAGCUGUUGGAAAUACACAUUAUCAGCCGACUGCAUCAAGUAGUAAGUCAUUUUCUCUGCAUUGUGUGCAAUAUCAAACUGACAAGAUGGGCUCUCAAGGCACAGACAAGGUUUUGACUGUGGAAACACUAAACCCGAACGUCAAACUUAUGGAGUAUGCAGUCCGAGGACCAAUUGUAACACGGGCCAAUGAAAUCGAUCAAGAAAUAAAAAACGGAGCCAAAAAGUCUUUUGAAAAGGUGGUAAAGGCAAAUAUUGGCGAUUGCCAUGCAACCGGACAAAAACCGAUAACGUUUAUACGCCAGGUGCUUGCCUUGUGUACAUACCCGGAUCUGCUGAAUAGUCAGGAUUUCCCCGAGGAUGCUAAAAACCGGGCAAGGCGUAUUUUGGGUGGGUGUCGAGGAGCAAGCCUUGGGUCGUACAGUGACAGUGCAGGAGUGGCUGUGAUAAGAGAGGAUAUUGCCAACUACAUCACUCAGAGAGAUGGUUUUCCUUCAAAUCCUGAUGACAUUAUAAUGUCCACUGGAGCCAGUGAUGGAAUCAAGUCAAUCCUGACACUGUUGCUGACUGGAAAGGGUGGGAAUGAGCGAGCUGGUAUCAUGAUUCCAGUACCUCAGUACCCUCUGUACUCGGCGGCCAUUGCGGAGUACAAUGCCUACCCCAUCAAAUAUUACCUGGAUGAAGAAAAGCACUGGGGUUUGGAAGUCGAUGAAUUGAAUAGAGCUAUAACUGAAGCCAAAUCUCAUUGUAAACCAAGGGCGAUUGUCAUUAUUAAUCCUGGUAACCCAACAGGGCAAGUGCUGACCAAAGAGAACAUUCAGGCUGUAAUCCGAUUCGCUAAACAAGAAAACCUGUUUAUUUUGGCUGACGAGGUGUAUCAGCAUAACAUCUAUGCACAAGGCAGCGAGUUCUUCUCCUUCAAGAAAGUUCUCAUGGAAAUGGGACCUGAAUACAACCAAAUGGAGCUGUCAUCGUUCAUGUCGGCAUCGAAAGGCUUCAUGGGCGAGUGUGGCUACCGAGGGGGAUACGCGGAGGUCAUCAACCUUGACCCAGCUGUCCGUGUGCAGUAUCUUAAGAGCAUCUCUGCCAAACUGUGCCCACCUGUCUCAGGACAGGUCGUCAUGGAUGUGGUCACAAACCCUCCCGUACAAGGGGAGCCAUCUUAUGAACUUUUCAUUAAAGAAAAGGAGGAAGUUCUGUUGCUACUGAAGAAGAAAGCUCGCCUUGUGACCGAUACUUUUAAUUCUAUUGAUGGGAUCACAUGUAAUGAAGUUCAAGGUGCCAUGUAUGCCUUCCCACAGAUUUUCCUGCCCCCAAAGGCUGUUGAAGAAGCAAAGAAAAACAACCAGGCGCCGGAUGCGUUCUACUGUUUCAGUCUCUUGGAGGAGACUGGAAUCUGUACUGUUCCUGGGAGUGGGUUUGCACAGAGAGACGGAACCUACCAUUUCCGCAUAACCAUCCUACCUCCCCUUGAAGAGAUCGAACUGGUGUUGAAGCAUUUCCGUACCUUCCACCUGAAGUUCCUCGGGAAGUACAAAUAAACAGCUGAAUCAGUUCCAGAAAACACGAAGGGAAGUGGAAUGGUAUUCUUAUCAAUGAAGAUAUUUCGGGACUGCAAACUUGAGGAGCAAGCUCUGGAAAAUGAUUUUACAGACACUUCAGUUAGUUAGUGUGUGUAGCUGAUGUAACGCACCAAGGAAAUACUACAGUUUUAGGUUUAUUCAGAUGUCAUAUACAAGGUGGUCGCAUUCUCCAGUUACAUGGAGUUCUUCACUACGUGUGGGUUUAGGAUAUUUGUCAUAUUCAGACAUGAAUAAUUUAUAUCUACGACUGGUUCCUGGGAAAAACUUUGUACUUAUAUUCAUGUUUUUUUGUCUUUUUUUAAAAAGGGGUCAAUAUUUUCAUGUGUUGAAAUAUAACAAGGUUUAUAUAAAACAGCUUUGUUAUUGAAGUUAUUGAGGUUCUGUUUUUUUGUGGGUCGAUCAUUACAGCACGUAAAAAGAGAUAAUUAUCAAAGAUUUUAUGUUUUAGAUUUGAACACACGGAGUGCCUUGCGUAGUUAACAUUAUGUUCAUAGAGGCCACAUUGUUUGGUGCAAUUUAUGAUUUUAUGUAGUUUUUU
Messenger RNA from Haliotis rubra (blacklip abalone), 2347 nucleotides. Its product is annotated as alanine aminotransferase 2-like. The transcript is spliced from 2 exons. Lineage: Eukaryota; Metazoa; Mollusca; Gastropoda; Lepetellida; Haliotidae. Gene Ontology annotation, molecular function: pyridoxal phosphate binding; L-alanine:2-oxoglutarate transaminase activity. Gene Ontology annotation, biological process: biosynthetic process. The coding region runs from base 313 to 1767 and encodes 484 amino acids. The record is from RefSeq and is a predicted model, not a curated record.